This is a messenger RNA of Gorilla gorilla gorilla (western lowland gorilla), 1618 nucleotides long. It is a transcript of the gene NMRAL1, whose product is annotated as NmrA like redox sensor 1. Bases 243 to 998 code for a protein of 251 amino acids. The transcript is spliced from 6 exons. Lineage: Eukaryota; Metazoa; Chordata; Mammalia; Primates; Hominidae. Gene Ontology annotation, cellular component: nucleus. The record is from RefSeq and is a predicted model, not a curated record.
UCGGCCGACACGUCGGGAUUGGCGGCUGCAGCCAGGGGUCCUCCGACGCUGGGCUUCCGGGAGCGGCGCUCUGCCGGGUGGGGCCGGAGCUGCGGGGAGGGAGUUGGCGCCUAGCGCGCAGCUCCAUCCCCGCCUCUGCAGUGGACUCGGCCGCAGAAUCGGGGUCCCGGGCUCCUGGAACUUGUCCCGCCCAGGCCACGGCGAGGAGAUCUCUGGACCGCAUUCGUCCCAUUCUCAUCCUCAUGGUGGACAAGAAACUGGUGGUGGUUUUCGGAGGCACAGGUGCCCAGGGUGGCUCCGUGGCCCGCACACUCCUGGAAGAUGGGACAUUCAAGGUUCGAGUGGUGACCCGAAACCCUAGGAAGAAGGCAGCAAAGGAGCUGAGGCUGCAAGGUGCAGAAGUAGUGCAGGGAGACCAAGAUGACCAGGUCAGCAUGGAGCUGGCCCUGAAUGGGGCUUACGCCACCUUCAUCGUGACCAAUUACUGGGAGAGCUGCAGCCAGGAGCAGGAGGUCAAGCAGGGGAAGCUGCUCGCUGAUCUGGCCAGGCGCAUGGGCCUCCACUAUGUGGUCUACAGCGGCCUGGAGAACAUCAAGAAGCUGACGGCAGGGAGAUUGGCCGCCGCGCACUUUGACGGCAAAGGGGAGGUGGAGGAAUAUUUCCGGGACAUUGGCGUUCCCAUGACCAGUGUGCGGCUGCCCUGCUAUUUUGAGAACCUCCUCUCCCACUUCUUGCCCCAGAAAGCCCCAGACGGAAAGAGCUACUUGCUGAGCUUGCCCACAGGUGACGUUCCCAUGGAUGGCAUGUCGGUGUCCGACCUGGGUCCUGUGGUGCUCAGCCUUUUGAAGAUGCCAGAAAAAUACGUCGGCCAGAACAUCGGGCUGAGCACUUGCAGGCACACGGCUGAGGAGUACGCUGCCCUGCUCACCAAGCACACCCGCAAGGUCGUGCACGACGCCAAGGAGCUAACUGGCCACAGAGUGAAAUUUCUGGCUUAGAUGUUUUGACCAAAUAGAGAGAAAAGCUUCCAGGAGGAGGGGGCCAUAGGAGCCAAGGCAAGGAGGGGUGAAAAUGCAGGCCCUGCCGGGCUCCUCUGUGGGAGGGGAUUUGAAGAGAAAAGAGUCUGGAAAGAUAGGCCCGACCCCUCCCCUGUGGGAGGGGAUUUAAAGGGAAAGAGGCUAGAAACAUAGGCCCGACCCCUGCCCCCAUUGGCCUGGCUGGGUGGGCAGGAGGCCUACUGGACAGACUCUUGGGUACCUGGUUUCUAAUGUUUGUCAUUACCAUUAGGAAAGUAAGACAUACUCAUUAAAGAAUCUGAGAGGCUGGGUGCAGUGGCUCACACCUGUAAUCCCAGCACUUUGGGAGGCCGAGGCAGGUGGAUCACCUGAGGUCAGGAGUUUGAGACCAGCCUGGCCAACAGGGUGAAACCCUGUCUCUACUAAAAAUAAACAAAUUAGCCGGGUGUGGUGGCAGGCGCCUGUAAUCCCAGCUACUUGGGAGGCUGAGGCAAGAGAAUCGCUUGAACUCAGGAGGCAGAGUUUGCAGCGAGCCGAGAUGCCACUGCACUCCAGACUGGGUGACAGAGCGAGACUCCAACUCCAAAAAAAAAAAAAAAGAA